AUGUAUGAUAAGAGCUGUCUCUUCAAUAAAACUAUCUACUCCGUACGUGCAAACCAGCAGGGAGUAAUCCCAUUCAUUCACUAGAGACCAUUCACCAGCGAUGAAUAGGCCAACUGACUUGCACAGCCCCCCUUAUAACAGCUGAUUAUUUUGUUCAGACAAAGGUAUAUAAAGGUAUAGUUAAACCCACUGGUGAGAAUCUUGCUACUUUUACAAACAUCAACAAGAUUCUGCAAUCUCCAACUAAGCUUUCAAAACCAUUUCUUUUGAACAGAGAAUACCACUUAACGACCACCAUGUGCCUUACAUGGGGAUACUUCUUCGCAAACUGCCCGGGAAGAAAUUACCGCAAUCUCAAGUUGACGGAUAAAACGAUCCUCUGCGAGGCCAAAAAAGCAAACCCAGAGAAGAGAUGCAAACAAUACGAUUGGGUCAACUGUAACGUUUCGCAAUAUUGCCCCACAUGCAUUACCGAACUUGAACUUGGGCCCAAACGUACUCAGGAGUCUCCCAUCGCCACUCUUAAUGAGGAGGAGCGCAGUGAAGCAGACCGAGCCUUGAAUCUCGAUUACAAGAGCAAAGUUGACGGAAAGCUCGAUAGCAAUAAAUGGAUUUUCGAUAAUCAAAAUAAACGCGUUCAUCACCCAGAUAUCCCUCAUCAACCACCCGUCUUUCCCGUUGAGCGCCCUUUAUCAAUGGAAGAUUACUCUUGGCUGGCAAAUUUGGAAAGAAUUAUGCACGAGCGGAUCUGGGAACACUGGGUUGGAACAAAAUAG
Molecule: messenger RNA, 776 nt
Organism: Hymenoscyphus albidus
Lineage: Eukaryota; Fungi; Ascomycota; Leotiomycetes; Helotiales; Helotiaceae
Source: the annotation of a GenBank genome assembly